Papilio polytes (common Mormon) is the source of this 1909-nucleotide messenger RNA. RefSeq names its product solute carrier family 25 member 35-like. The record is from RefSeq and is a predicted model, not a curated record. Bases 181 to 1098 code for a protein of 305 amino acids. Lineage: Eukaryota; Metazoa; Arthropoda; Insecta; Lepidoptera; Papilionidae. The transcript has 5 exons.
UGUUAUGUCAAAUAGGAAUAAAUAUAACCUCGAAUAGUCACGAUAUCGUUAUGAAAAUAUUUAUAUAAUGUACCAAAUAUCGCGUUAUUUAACAUAACUAUUGUUAAAUUAACAUACAUACAUGGAUACAGCGAUGGUUAUAUCUUUAGUUUCUAAUGAAGAAAACUGUUAAAAACGAAAAUGGAUUUUCUCGUGGGAGGCCUGGCGGGCGUUGGCGCAGGCUUUUUUAGCAAUCCAUUUGAUGUGGUGAAAACGCGUAUGCAGUUGCAAGGAGAGCUUCGGGCACGCGGACAACAUAAUGUGUAUUAUAAAAACGUUCCACAUGCGAUUUAUACAAUUAUCAAACAUGAUGGAGUGGCUUCGUUACAAAAAGGAUUAGUGCCAGCUCUUUGGUUUCAAUUAGUUGUCAAUGGAGUGCGGUUAGGUAUAUACCAACAUGCCGAUGAUUAUGGUUUGCUAAGAGAUGAAUUGAACAAUACAAAGUUUAUAAACAGUAUGUUCUUUGGGUCCUUAGCGGGGAUGGUGGGAGCAUUCUUUGGUAGUCCGUUGCAACUGGUUAAGACACAAUUAAUGUCAUAUUCUUCGGAGAAAAUAGCUGUGGGCACACAGCAUGCGCACAGUGGUAUGACAUAUGCAAUAAUGAAGAUAUAUAAAAAGAACGGCUUGUCAGGUUUAUUCAGAGGAGCACAUGGGAUGAUGAUAAGAAAUUCCAUUGGUUCAGCAUCACAAAUUGCAUCCUUUUCUAUAAGCAAAGAAUGGAUGGACAAUAAUAAUUUAUUCCAGCAAUCAAAAUAUUUGUCAGCUUUUAUAGCUGGUAACAUUGGCGCAAUCAUGAAGACUGUCACACUCACUCCUAUGGAUGUAAUAAUGACGCGACUCUACAACCAAGCCGUGGACGUCAAUGGUCGUGGUCUUCUUUAUACCGGUAUACUGGAUUGCGCGCGUAAAAUAACUAAAACGGAAGGUCUUUUAGCGUUUUACAAAGGAAUCGGUCCCUCGUACCUCAGGCAGGCGCCACAUUCCGUCCUGCUUCUGGUCUUCUGGGAUAUGUUGAAAGAUUUUGAAAAACAUUUAGGCUUGAAAAAAUUAAAUGCAUAACCUUCAUCAAAUGAAUAUGAAAUAAUUUAUUUUAAUGUUAAUACUUAUUUACCAUAUUUGAGUUAUAGAAAUAUGUACAAAAUAACCAAAGAUCUUAUUACCCCUUAUGGGCUCCCACUGUGGGAACAUCUCUUUAGUAUGUUUCAAAUGUCAAAUAUGUGUUUUGUCAGUGAAAGCAAAGUCCUAUAACUAUACAUGUUAAAUAGCAGUCUCAGUAUUACGUAUUUGUGAUCUUAUCAUUACAUUAUGUGUAUUUUAUUUACUUUGAAUAUAAGAUAAAUCCAAUCAAGGCCAGAACAUUAUUUAAGAAUCAAGAUAACAAUUGUCUUAUAAGUGGUAAAACGGUAUGAAGGCAGUAACCUUGAAUUUUCUACGAAACUCAUAAGAAUAUAGUUGUCUCUUUUUUUCUCUUUGUAGAAAUAGAGAUGACAAUACAUGUUUUGUUGUUUAAUUUUGAUAGUUGUUUACAAUGGCUUUGGUUUAAGUAUGGAAUUGUCAUUUAAAUCGAUAGUUGUAGAAAUACUGAUUUAUUGUAAACACAGCUUAGAGUAGAAUAAAUUACAUGUAUAGAAUUUUGCCUGUCUACUUAAGAAAUAAAUUGUCUAUAAUGUUUAGUUAACCUAAUAGUGCAGUUUAGUAGGCUAACAUUAGCUUUAGUAGAAAAUUCCAGCAAUAAGUUUGUGGAAAUCUACUAGGUACAUUUCGUUUAUUUUUUUAUUUUCUCGUUACGUUUAAAUGUAUUUAUGAAAAUGUGAAUAGAAUUAGAUUGUUUGUUGAUUAUUGUUUAAGAAAAAUAAACUGUUUUAAAAUA